This is a messenger RNA of Lates calcarifer (barramundi perch), 3036 nucleotides long. RefSeq names its product ERI1 exoribonuclease family member 2 (gene eri2). Gene Ontology annotation, molecular function: zinc ion binding; nucleic acid binding; 3'-5'-RNA exonuclease activity. Gene Ontology annotation, biological process: exonucleolytic trimming to generate mature 3'-end of 5.8S rRNA from tricistronic rRNA transcript (SSU-rRNA, 5.8S rRNA, LSU-rRNA). The record is from RefSeq and is a predicted model, not a curated record. Lineage: Eukaryota; Metazoa; Chordata; Actinopteri; Centropomidae.
GAUUAUGCCUUCCAGACACAACUAAUCGAGCUCAGAAUCAUGGAUGCGUGGUCUUUAAAAAACAGCGCGAUUCCUGCUGCGUUUAAGAAAGUAGCAACUGCCAAGACUAUUUCAUAGUUUCACUGUUUUCUGUAAGAUUAGUGACAAAAUUCUCAUCGGUUUCCGAAUUAAUGAAACUGUUAUUAUGUCUACAAAGAAACUGGCAAAAGAGCUCGGAUUAUUGAGGCAGCGGAGUCAGUCUUCUUCUGGAUCAAAGAAAUCACUGGUAUCAAAUCAAAUAUUUUCAUACUUGAUUGUGAUUGAUUUUGAGUCUACUUGCUGGAGAGAGAAAAACAACUACAGCCAGGAAAUUAUUGAGUUUCCUGCUGUUGUGCUUAACACCUCCUCAGGGGACAUCGAGUCUGAGUUUCACACAUAUGUUCAACCCCAGGAGCGCCCCAUUCUGUCCGAGUUCUGCACCGAGCUGACCGGGAUUACGCAGAUGCAAGUUGAGGCAGGGAUCCCCCUCCAGAUCUGUCUUUCUCGGUUCUGCCGUUGGCUGCAAAACCUGCAGCUUGAGAAGGGUGUGGUCUUUCCCAACACACAACAGAGAUGUUCUGCACCUUCACCUUCUCAAAAACUGUGUACUUUCCUCACAUGGUCAGACUGGGAUCUUGGAGUUUGUUUGCAGUACGAGUGUAAACGCAAGCAGCUCCAUAAACCUGAUGUACUCAACAGCUGGAUAGACCUGAGAAGCACAUACAGACUCUUUUACAACAGGAAACCGAAAGGCCUGAACGGGGCACUGCAAGAUCUCGGAAUACAGUUUUCAGGAAGAGAACAUUCAGGUUUGGAUGAUGCUCGAAAUACAGCACAGCUGGCAGCGAGGAUGAUGAGGGAUGGGUGUGUGAUGAAGAUCACUAGAAGCCUUGAGAGGACCACAUCCAUCGCCAAACCCAUGUUUGGAAACACAAAUGCAGACAAGAAGAAAGGAAAGCCCAACACCAAUAAAGAGGAAAAUACGCUAACCAAAAACAAACCCUCAUCAUCCAAGAUUCCUCCUAAAUUGUGUGAAAUAAAGUCAUGUUCAGAGAACAACACAAUGAAUUCAGACACAAAGGAAAGCUCAAGUUCAGUUCAGGAAUCUGUUCAAAUCUGUCAGAGCCUGGUUUCACCCAGGACACUUCUGAAUGGCACAACUACAUCGCUGUGGGGACGCAGCAGGAGGUCAGUUACCUCAGAGGCUGUCGCUAACCUUUCCUCUUCCGUUAUGAUAAACGUUACUUCACCACACAGUAACAGCAGCAAAAACCUUGUUCUGUGUUCAACUACUGUGGGCUGCCUUUCUCAUCUACCUCACCCAAACCAGCUCUCAAAAACAGGAGCAACAGUGGAACGUGUGGAGGAAGAGGAGACUGGAGAACUUUUAGUGGAAACAGAGGAGAGGUGUGGUCCAUCAUAUGAUGAUGUGGUGUUGGAGGGUGAUGAUGUUAUGAAUGAAGGUGAUGGAGAAUGUGAUGCUGAGUACAUGUCAGAUUUUGACAGUGGAUUGUUAGUGUGUGAAGAGCCUGACUAUUCACGUUUAACAAGGGGUCAGGUCACAUUGAGAGACAACUCUGAAAGCAGUGAGUUAUCUACAACUUUUGUAUCUACAAUGAAGAUGAGGACGGAUCAGUUCAAUAAGAUGGGGCAGAAGUCAAUGAUCUCAGAGCCAGAUACAUGUUUUGCUGUGCCUAAGCCUGUUAGUAGGACCUCCAAAACAAUUUGCCGCGAAAAAGGACUUAAAACAUCUCUACAACUUCAAGAGAAGUCAGAUGAAGCUGCAAAAAACUGCAGGACAAACACACCCUGUCUGCUCAGAAACCAACCCUUCAUCCCAGAAAAUACCUCCACACCUAAUACCUCAUUUGCCAAACCUAAACCAGUCAUCAUGCAAAACAUAAAGCACAAAGAGACUCCUAAGUCUUCCUUUACCAUCUACAGUGACCGAGCAAAACAGACUGCAGCGACCUCACAUCCUUCCUCCUGUAGCUCUCUGUACACCCCCAAGAACGUCCUCUGCUCGUUGUCAACCAACACACUCUCAUCACGCACAAACUGUUCCUCCAUUCCUGUGACAAUGAAAGGAGGACAGAAGAUCACAUCCCCACUGUGCGCAUGCGGCCGCCGUGCAAAGCGACAGGUUGUAUCCAACGGUGGUCCAAACCACGGCCGGGGGUUUUACUGCUGUCCGGUCCGCCGGUCAGGCAGCGGAGGCAGGAUCCAGAAGGGAUGCGAGUUCUUCAAAUGGGAGUCGGCUCUGAUGAAGAGCAGCGUGGUGGCCUCUCCUGCUGCCAGGUCCUCAGUUUCACUCUGUCAGUUCAACUCAACUCUGAACUGUCAUCCCACAACAGAGAUCAACACUAAGAAAAAGCUAUUAAUGUAUUGGAGAAAGAGCUACACCUGCUGCACCACAGCACCCACACUGACACUGAGAUAUUUUUAAAUCAAAGAAUAAUCAAGUCUCACAAAGAUGGAGAUAAUGAAGGACAUUUUAUUUAUUCCACUGCCACAAGAUAUUGGAGAGUUCUCCUGUUAUGAAAGAUAUACAGUAGUCAAAUCACAGCUUCUAUUUAACUGAUAUUUUAAAUGCUUAAGCAUAAAUGUUACUGCUUCAGAAAUGAAAUUACAUGUUUGAUAAUAAUAAUAGAGACAGUUGUGUUUGCUUCUUGAUUUGAGCGUUGUCUUCAUAUGAAACACUAUUAGGAAGACGUGUACACCUGAUUCAUGCAUUAAUUCAGUCAACCAGUGCAGUGCAUAAAAUCAUACAGAUCAGCUUCAGUUAAUGUUCACAUCAAACAGAGUGGGAGAUAAAAAUGUGAUUUUGACUGGCGUGAUUGUUGGUGCCUGGUUUAAGUACUUCUGAAACUGCUGAUGUGUUGGUGAAACACCUGAGACAAGGGUCGCCUCAAACAGGUUUCAUGUCAACGUGAAGCAGAAUCUCAAAGUAAAGUUUCCAACACUGUUAAACUUAUGCCACGAAUUAUUGGGGCUAUUUUGAGUGCAAAGGGAGGUCCU